AUGUUUACGGCAGUCAGCCCAGCGCUUCACAAAGCUUUAAGAAGUCCCACGGCGCAGGUCUAUUCGAUGACAAAUCUUCGACACUACGAGAAGCAUGCCAACGAAUGUACGGAGAUCUUCAUCAACCUGAUGAAAGAAAAGGAAGGCCAGAAAGUGGAUCUCACCGAGCACUUUCAAUGGUAUGCGUUCGAUGUCAUUGCAAGCGUUACCUUUCAGCGACGAUUGGGUUUUAUGGAAACUCGAAAAGAUGUCUUCGGAAUGAUAGAGUUUUCUGAUCUCCUUGGCCUGUACUUUGCGUUUAUCGGACAACUGCCAUUUUUGCACCCUUACAUGUUUGGAAAUCGAACGUUAAUCCGGUUUCUGAAAUGGGCUAAUCCAUCCUUUCCUGACCCGUUGGGAGAUCUAUUCGAGCGAAUUGACAACGAAAUGCAACUGUACGACCGUGAGGAGAAGUCAGAAGACCGUAAGGAUUUCCUGGCACAGUUGAGGGCGAAAGAUGAUCCUUCAAGACCCUACUAUAAGAGAGAUAUGAUGAAUCAUCUGUCAAACAACGUACUUGCAGGCAGUGAUACUACAGCUGUAGCGCUUCGGGCCAUCUUCUAUUUUCUGGUGAAGAACCCUCGAGUUUAUAAGAAACUGAUGGACGAGAUCGAUGAAAAUGAUAGGGCUGGGAAGCUAUCGUCAAUGGUCACCUAUGAACAGGUUCUUGCCAUGCCCUACUUACAAGCGGUAAUCAAGGAAGCGAUGCGGGUGCAUCCAUCUAACUGUUGGCCCCUUGAACGUGUUGUUCCGGACGAGGGAGCGACGGUGUGCAAUAUCGAUUUGCCAAAAGGCACUAUCGUAUCUACUACGGCUCCACUGAUUAAUACCAACACCGAUAUCUUUGGCGCUGAUGCAAAGGAAUUUAAUCCUGAAAGAUGGUUGGAAGCUGAUACCGAAAAGCUCAGAAUUAUGGACAGAACGUAUUUUACGUUUGGCGCUGGGUCCAGGGCGUGUAUUGGCAGAAACAUCGCACUUUUAGAGAUCACGAAGUUCGUCCCACAGAUCUUGCGUACUUUCGAGAUAGAAUGGGCAGCAGACUCUGCAGAGUGGGAGAUUUUCUCCGCGUGGUUCUACAAGCAGAAAGGCCUCGUCUUCAAAUGGAAGUCUAGGCCAAAGUUGAGACUGGCAGAUGCGGUAUAA
This is a messenger RNA of Exophiala aquamarina CBS 119918, 1182 nucleotides long. RefSeq lists its product as uncharacterized. The coding region runs from base 1 to 1182 and encodes 393 amino acids. The record is from RefSeq and is a predicted model, not a curated record. The transcript is spliced from 6 exons. Gene Ontology annotation, molecular function: oxidoreductase activity, acting on paired donors, with incorporation or reduction of molecular oxygen; monooxygenase activity; iron ion binding. Lineage: Eukaryota; Fungi; Ascomycota; Eurotiomycetes; Chaetothyriales; Herpotrichiellaceae.